UGUAAAAGGUGUACUUUUUAAAGAGUGAAGUUGGAACACAAAAAUGAUAUACUAAUCUUUACCUCCUAAUCAAUAUUUCGUGAUGUUCAUUUUGAAGUCAUAGACACACUAGGGUUCUGAAAGAUCAUUAAGCAAUUGUGGGCUUUUAGGGGCCACGAAAAGGUUGACUAAAUGCUAGGCCCAAGCCCAUACAACAUUCACCGCGAUAACACACCCCGAAUCAGAAACUGACCCCCUGAAACUCCGACGCCGCUCCGCCGCCGUCAGAGUUCGAGCUUAGCACUGAAACUCCGGCGCUGCAGCACAAACACAGACGCUCUAGCUUAGCUUCAGCCGGCGCCGCCGGGAACCUGUCUAAGAAGAAGUAUAGUACAGUAUACAGUGCACCUAGUAGUGUCCUGAGUUUGAGGUUAUUUCAUCCAUCGAAUCGUAAAAUUAGGUUUCAGCGAUUCGACAAACUAGAUCAUCAGAACAUGGAUUCCCGCUGUUUCAUAUCCGAUUUCUGUUCGAAUUCCGUUUUCUCACCACCAGUUCCAAAAACCCUCAAUAAACCCUUCCUCGCUCUGCCUUGUUGCUGGUCCGCUCGAGCCCACCGCUGGCUCUACUUCGAAGACGCCCAAUUUUCAGCUUCUCCGAGGACAAGAAAGAGCCGGUUUUUACCAAAUCUGGAAUGCAUUAACAUUAGGGCGAGUCGGGAAUCAAUCAAGAAUUCUGCCGAAGAGAAGAAGAAGAAGAAGAAACCAGGGGUUGCGAAGAAAAAGUUAGCAGUUUUUGUAUCUGGUGGAGGGUCGAAUUUCAAAUCGAUUCAUGAAGCUUGUGUCGAGGGAUCCGUUCGUGGUGAAAUUGUUGCUUUGGUCACCAAUAAAACUGACUGUGGAGGUGCUGAGUAUGCCAGAAACAAAGACAUCCCAGUUCUUCAGUUCCCUAGAACAAAAGAUGGUGCUGAUGGAUUAUCCCCAACUAGCCUUGUGGAUGCUCUCAGGAACUUUGAAGUUGAGUUUGUGCUCUUGGCUGGGUUUCUAAAGCUUAUACCAGUGGAGUUGAUCAGGGCUUAUCCUCGUGCCAUACUAAAUAUUCAUCCAUCGCUUCUUCCGGCCUUUGGAGGAAAAGGGUAUUACGGGAUGAAGGUGCAUAAAGCCGUCAUUAGCUCUGGUGCAAGGUACUCAGGUCCGACGAUUCACUUUGUUGAUGAGCACUAUGACACUGGGCGUAUCCUUGCUCAAAUGGUCGUCCCAGUUCUUUCAACUGAUAGUCCGGAGGACCUAGCUGCCAGAGUUCUGAAAGAGGAACAUAAGCUAUACAAAGAAGUGGUCGCUGCACUAUGUGAAGAAAGGAUAGUGUGGAGGGAAGAUGGUGUUCCUCUCAUUCAAAGUAGACAGGACCCCAACCAUUUCUGCUAGCUGAGAGAACUGGGUCUUCCGUUCAUCUAGUUUAUCAAACCUGCGUUUUCCGUUUCAUUUUUGGGUGAAAAUGAACUUUCAUGUUUUGUACUUGUGUUAUUCAUCGAAAAUGUAGUUAAAAAUAGAUUACAAAGGCUCGUUCAGUGGUCACUGGUCAGGCUACGUCCACGGGUAAUAGACGCUUUUGGUCUAUCGGACAUAAGCUUGUGCCUCACCACGAUGAUUGGCGGACGAGAAAUCAAUAUAACUUGAAUAAAUAC
Molecule: messenger RNA, 1660 nt
Organism: Linum trigynum
Lineage: Eukaryota; Viridiplantae; Streptophyta; Magnoliopsida; Malpighiales; Linaceae
Source: the annotation of a GenBank genome assembly